Protomyces lactucae-debilis is the source of this 240-nucleotide messenger RNA. RefSeq names its product transcription factor ste11. Gene Ontology annotation, biological process: regulation of transcription by RNA polymerase II. The annotation marks the transcript as partial. Gene Ontology annotation, cellular component: nucleus. Gene Ontology annotation, molecular function: DNA-binding transcription factor activity, RNA polymerase II-specific; RNA polymerase II cis-regulatory region sequence-specific DNA binding. The record is from RefSeq and is a predicted model, not a curated record. Lineage: Eukaryota; Fungi; Ascomycota; Taphrinomycetes; Taphrinales; Protomycetaceae. The transcript has a single exon.
UCGAAGCAAUCGGCCGAGGACGAUCAACCGAAACGACCGCUCAAUUCCUUCAUGCUGUAUCGCAAGGAUAAGUGGCCCACAGUACCAAAUAAGAACCAUCAGUCCAUCUCGCGCAUCAUUGGUGAGAUGUGGCGCAACGAGUCCAGGGAGACCAAGGAGCGAUAUGAUAGUCUUGCGAAGCAAGCCAAGGCCAACCAUCAGGCUCUGUAUCCUGGUUACAAAUUCCACCCAAAGAAGAAG